AUGUUGUCAGCUUACGCCAGGUUUAUCGUCCGCCACUCCUACCUUGUUAUUUUUACAGUAGCUGUGAUCUCAACUAUUCUAACUGUGAUUCCUCUGGUAUGCCACAACUUACCAUCGUUUUCUGAUCCAAUCGUAGGCUUCGAAACUCGAGGCACCAUCCUAGCACACCGUUUUAUUGCGUGGGAAAACCUAGUCGAGGAAACAAGACCAUCUCGUAAACUAGCCGUAAAUCCCAAGGAAAUCGAAGAUCAAAUUCGCAUGAAUCAAACAUACCACAACAAAACAAAGCAAGAUAGACCCAGAUCGGGUCGUGGCCGCUCUAAAAACAAAGGACGCAAUAAGAAAAAAAAAGUUAACUAUAAUAAUACAAUUUUCGUAAAGUCAUGGCUAGAAUCAGAACCUAACAUAUCUAAUGGCCAUGUCCAUUGGGGAUUUGGAAAAAACAAAACAUUUGAAGAUGAUAAUGCUGUAUUUCUGAAAGACCACACAAGGAAACAAUGGGUGUCAAUAAAAGAAAUGCAGCGGAAACCUGAUAAACCUCUCCAUCACAACUAUGCAUCUGGGACCUGUGGACCGCCCAUAUCAGAAUAUACUCAUUUAGUUAUCAUAGAUACAGACAACAGAUCUUUGUUGGCAUUUGAAAAUAUACAAAAAAUGUGUAGAUAUCAAUCAUUUUUAGUAGAAUUGGGAGGUGUUGAGUAUUAUAAGAUGUGCCAAAGAGCCUCACAUCCUGGGGAGCUUUGCUGUCCAGUUUGGAGUGUGCCAAAUUACAUAGCUUUACUGUCACGCAAGGCUUCAUGUGAAAAUUUAAGUAAAAAAGAUGUGGACAACACUGUGAAAUUGUUAGAAAAAUGCGCUGGAUAUUUCCAUAACUUUACCUUAAUGGCAUCAUGUGAUUUAGAUCGCUGUAAGGUGCCUAAGUAUUGUUCUCAGUAUGAUGCAAUAUACAAUUUGUUAUUUUACUUAAUUGAUUCAGAAGCGUUUACACCUUCAAACGUGUCACAGACAUUUGUCAGUAAUGUGAUGCUCUUCUUGCCAUUGCCUAGAAGUAGUACUAUAUUACCUUAUUAUAAACAACUGCAGAGUACAAAUUUGUCUUAUAACACCCUUGUAAUCCCGGCCAUGGAUUUUGGACUGAGAAAUGAACUUUUUGAUUUGUGGGUAAUACAAGAUACUUGGUUGAUUGGCUUAGGUGGAGUGUUUGUAUUUAUGUGUGUGUGGGUGUAUACAAAAUCUCUCAUUCUCACUGUGCUGUUAUUUACAGCAGUAACUUUUUCAAUUGGUAUAGCAUACUUCUUCUACAUCUAUGUGUUCAAUUUGGAAUUUUUUCCCUUCAUGAAUUUAUUAGUAGUAGUUGUUGUCAUAGGUAUUGGAGCUGAUGAUGCAUUUAUCUAUGUAAAAAUAUGGAAGAUGGUGGGCAAACAACUCAUUAGAGACAAUGUGGUUCCUGAAGAGAAUGGUCUCAGUGAUAUAAAAAAUGUCUCUAGUGCUAGUGAAACUAUACUCACACAAAUUCUUGAAGAAACUAUGAAGCACUCUAUACUGACAAUGUUUAUUACUACUUUGACAACUGCUGUUGCAUUCUAUGCAUCAUAUGUAAGCUACAUUCCAGCAAUUAAUUGUUUCAGUGUAUUUGCUGGCACUGCUGUUCUAGUCAACUUUUUUUUAAUGGUUAGUUGGUUACCUGUAUCAGUAUUUAUCAUAGAUGUUAAAUUGUGUACAAGUCGGACAAAGGUACUAGAUAUAAUUCAUAAAAGUUUAAGUGUGUUUUGGGAAGAUAUCAGAUUAAUGAUGAAUAGAUUUAUUAUAACAUGUGUAACAAGAUUACAUAUAAUGUUUGUUGUAGUAUUGGGUGCUAUAGGGUUUGCCAGUAUUGUUGUAGUUUUCCACUACCCAGGAUUACAACUGCCAGAUUCUAAACAAUUCCAACUCUUCCAAACUUCACAUCCUUUUGAACAAUAUGACAUUGUGUACAGAGGAAAGUUCUUGUUUGAAAGAUUUGGUAAAGACAUUGGGACGGGUAGUAGAAUGCCCCUUAGAUGGGUAUGGGGGGUAAAAGCUAUAGAUAAUGGGAAUCACAUGGAUCCUACAUCAAAGGGAUACUUAGUUUUUGAUGAGAAAUUUACAGUAUCAAAACAGAAUUCUCAAUUAUGGUUAGCAGGAUUUUGUGCUAGAAUAAAAGCUCAACCCUUUUUUCAACAAACUCUAGGCCCUCUGCUGCCUAACUGUUUUAUUGAAAGUUUUAAAAUGUAUAUGAGUAGGAGAUGUGUCGAUCAUAUAGAUAAAAUAAACAGAUCUCCUUGUUGUGAAUCAUCAAAAUUUCCUUAUAAAAAAGAAAUAUUUGAGUUUUGUAUAAUUAAAGCCAUUGAGUCACUGUACCAAACAUCACGCCAAGUGUUCAUGCCUGGUGUAGCAGGACCUAAGUUUCUUAGAAGUGCUACUCCCCCAACAGUGGCAGCUAUGGUUGUAGAAUUUGAAAGUGUUGUACCUUAUUCAAUGUCUUACACUGCUAUGAAUGAUUUUUAUGUCCAGGUAGAAACUUGGACUCAGCAAGAAUUAAAGAAUGCUCCGCCAGAAAUGCAGGGUGGUUGGUUUUUGUCAGAUUUACAAUUUUAUGAUCUACAAAAGACUUUAGCUAGUGGAACUGUAAUGGCUCUUGGGCUAUCAGCUAGUUUAGGUUUCAUAGUACUCAUACCAGCUACACUAAGUCUCGUCGUUAGUAUUUGUGCAUUGGCAGCUAUGAUAUUUUCUGCAACUGUCACUAUUGCUAUUCUUGUAUUAAAUGGUUGGAAGCUUAAUAUAUUAGAAAGUGUAGCCAUAUCGACCUCAGCUGGUUUGGCUGUUGAUUUUAGUCUUCAUUACGCUCUAAGCUAUACAAACGCCAAUGGCGUAAAAUCAGCUCGCGUGAAGUAUGCAUUAUCAGCAUCUGCAGGUCCCACUGCUGCCGCGGCGUUGACUACUGGCUUUGCGGGAAUAUUUCUGCUUCGCUCAAACCUUUUACCUUAUUCCCAAAUAGGUUCAUUCUUAGCUCUUAUAAUGGUUGUAAGUUGGACCUAUGCUACAUUUUUCUUAUGUUCCUUACUCCAAUUAUUUGGAUGUAGUUCUUUAAAGGAGUCUCUACAUGAAGAAAGGAAAUCAGUUUCGCGUGUCAGUUCGGUGUGCUCAGGAGUACCGAAUUUGGAGAGCCAUGAACUUGAACAUUUAGCUGAUAGCAAUCGAACUAAUGUCACGCACUCGCACAGCCCAUCCAAUGUUAGUGCCACCACAGUCAUUUUACAUGACGACUAUGAAAAUUCUCUGAAUAAAGUUCUAAAGCCUAGUGUUACGAAUAAAAUAGUUUCUGAAAAUGACUGA
Molecule: messenger RNA, 3354 nt
Organism: Arctia plantaginis
Lineage: Eukaryota; Metazoa; Arthropoda; Insecta; Lepidoptera; Erebidae
Source: the annotation of a GenBank genome assembly